AUGACCGUCGAAGAAAGGAACUUAAUCCGUGUCAAAAAGCUACAACUCAUCGAAUCGGACUUAUAUAAGCAUGCCAGCAUUAACGAAACGGCGCGGACGCUAGAUCUUGAUCUUGAUGUCGUUGACCAAAUUUUCAACUUUUGGGUUCUUAAACGAAAGUCCAACCGAGACAGACCAUUGCUACCGCCCAAAACCACUGAAACGGAACGAUUAAGUCAGCAACAACAGCAAGAUAUGGAACGUAUGAAAUUGUUUGUACAGCUGCGACAAGACCUAGAUAGGGUUCGAAAUUUGUGUUACAUGGUCAGCCGAAGAGAGAAAUUAUCCGAUCGUAUUUUCGAUUGCGAGAACAAACCUUCCACUAGCAAGCAGCGAUUUUGUCUCUGUAUGAUCUCCAAAAAAAUAUCACCCCAGCAGAACUAA
Molecule: messenger RNA, 423 nt
Organism: Daphnia carinata
Lineage: Eukaryota; Metazoa; Arthropoda; Branchiopoda; Diplostraca; Daphniidae
Product: protein Jade-3-like
Exons: 4
Coding region: 1-423 (140 amino acids)
Source: RefSeq, a predicted model, not a curated record